AUGUUUCAGGCAGACUGGGGUGGCGAAUUUCAAGCGUUGACAAGUUAUCUUCGUGAUAAUGGUAUAUCUCAGAGAAUCUCUUGUCCAUACACACCGGAGCAAAAUGGAUGCGCUGAGAGAAAGCAUCGGCAUAUUGUUGAAACAGGAAGAGCUCUCCUCGCUCAUUCCGGCGUACCACACAAAUAUUGGACAAAUGCUUUUGCUACUGCUGUUUUCCCAUUCAUUGGUCAAUCAGCAACUUGUACCACUGUCCCUUCACCAUCAGCUUCUGCACCGGUUUUUUCCUUACCUACGGCUGCUAUCCAAGAGCGGGUUCAAUACCCAAUUCAGGAGGUACUUCCCAAUGGUACGGAUUUACAUUUGGCUGCCCAUUCACAACCGCCUACACCGUCUCAAGAAACUGCCGAGACUUCCCUAGCAGCUGAAUCUAGUCCUCCACCUCUACAAUUGGUUGAGUCACUACCUGUUGGUCUUGUCGAAGCUGCCUCUCCUGAACCAGUUACUACCCGACGCCAUCAUAUGGUCACCAGAAAUCAAACUGGGAACCUUAAACCGAGACAACCUUUCUCCUUGGCUGUUUCGGUUGAUUCUACCUCAACACCAACUACUUUCACUCAAGCAAGCAAGGACUCUAGAUGGCGAUUGGCAAUGCAAGAGGAGUAUAAUGCACUCAUUUCGAAUGGUACUUGGCAACUUGUUCCACCAACUCCAACUCAAAAUGUCAUUGGGUGCAAGUGGGUUUAUCGCACCAAGUUAAAAACCGAUGGUUCUGUUGAUCGGUACAAAGCACGCUUAGUAGCAAAGGGUUACCAUCAGAGGCCUGGAAUUGAUUUUGAUGACACCUACAGCCCGGUUGUCAAGCCAUCUACCAUUCGAUUGAUGUUAGCUUUGGCUCUACAACAUGACUGGUUUGUUGACCAAAUGGAUAUUUCUAACGCCUUUCUUCAUGGCAAUCUCGACGAAGAUGUCUUUAUGAUCCAACCACAAGGCUUCAUUGAUCCUCAUAAGCCGAAUCAUGUUUGUCAUCUAAAGCGUUCUUUAUAUGGUUUAAAACAAUCUCCACGUAUGUGGAAUCAACGAUUGACUGAUGCUUUACUUCACUUCGAGUUCAAGGGCUCCAAAACCGAUACCUCUCUUUUCUUCUAUACGGCUGGAUCCUCAAAAUUAUUUUGCCUUGUCUACGUGGAUGACAUUUUAAUCAUUGGUAAUAAUCACUCCUUGGCCGAAUCCUUACUAUCCAAUCUUAAGCAGCAGUUUGCAAUCAAGCCAAUGGGACGCCUCUCCUAUUUUUUGGGCAUACAAGCAACAUGGAAUAAGAAUGGUUUGUACUUGAAUCAAAAGAAGUAUAUUUCAGAUUUACUCCAUCGAACGCAAAUGGCAGAAUGUAGCCCGGUCAAUACUCCAUCAAAUGCUAAAGCAAAGCUCUCCUUAACAAGUGGUGCUCCAUUCCAUGAUCAAACCUUAUAUCGAAGUGUUGUAGGAGCACUUCAAUAUCUUACUUUCACACGUCCAGACCUCGCUUACUCGGUGAACAAGGUAGCCCAAUUUAUGCAUUCUCCUACCACUAAACAUUGGAUGGCAGUAAAGCGGAUUCUGCGCUAUGUGAAAACUACAUCAGAGUUUGGCCUCUUCUUUUCGAAAAGUACUCAACCAAUUCUUCAAGGAUAUUGUGAUGCAGAUUGGGGUGGUUCUAUUGAUGACAGAAAAUCCACCACAGGUUUCGCCAUCUACUUCGGCAAGUCAUUGAUUUCAUGGGUUUCCCGAAAACAAAAGUCUGUAUCUCGGUCCUCCACCGAAGCCGAGUAUCGAGCCAUUGCUUCAGUAGCUUCUGAAAUGGUAUGGUUAAAGUCAUUACUGAAUGAAGUUGGAAUUUCAUUAUCCACUGCACCAAUCAUCUGGAGUGAUAACUUAAGUGCCACCUAUAUGACUGCUAAUCCGAUUUUCCAUUCAAGAACAAAGCAUAUGGAGAUAGAUUUUCAUUUUGUUAGAGAUUUGGUCAAAAACAAGCACCUCUUUGUUCGUUACAUUGGGACUGAUCAUCAAAUUGCUGAUGUACUGACUAAACCACUACCAAAAUCUCGUUUUCAAUUCUUUCGAGACAAGCUGUACUUUGCUGCCCCUCCGUAUAUUACUGCAAACUUUGAUUGUUACCGUUUUGUUUAUCCUGCUGAAAAGCCAUUGAAAACCUCUCAUCGAGAGAAAAUUAUGGAACCUAAACCUGUCAAAUUAUUCGUGAAGAUGAUGAAUUCGGAAGAUCCAACGAUAGAAAUCCAUGCAGAUUCUAAUGAUUCAAUAAAGUCUAUCCAUGAGAAAAUUCUAGUGGCAGCUAGAAUCCCAGUUACAGAGCAGAAAUUAUUCCACAAUGGGAAGCAACUCGAUCAGUGUCUUCACACACUCGAAGACUGCUCAAUUGAAAACGAAGCUUCGCUGGAGUUGAAGGUAGAACUCAGGUGGAACGACUCGGACGAAUCAUCAGCACUUCUCCAAAAGAUUCACAAAAUGAGUUCAAACUUUUGCCGCAUGUGCCAAGGGGAAUCUGUCUCCGAAGAUCAAGAUGUCUCGGAUCAUGAUUACAAGACCUAUCUCGAGGCGUUUAUGCUCUCAAAAGAAGAGGAUUUGGAGAUUCUUAGUUUGUAUUCUGUCCCUGCGACUAUGAUUAUGCUUUACAACUCACCAACCGAAGGUAACAAAUACUAUGCUGAUUUUCUGAUAAGGUUUUCCAUGGACCUCAUACUGAUGAGUGCAGAUGAUUUUCUUGGUGAUGAAAAAGCAUCUUUAGUGUUAGAAUUUUGUAAUCUGCUCAGGGAAGUUUCUGCUGAAGAUCCUGUGUAUCAGUCAUGCCGGACUACUCUAAGAAAAUUGUUGGAAAUAGGUAAUUAUGAGAUACAUUUCAAUUAUGGUCUACGCACAAUGCUCGAAAUUGUAGAAUUUUUUAACGAGUCGUUCGUAGCCUUAUUAAAUGGAUUGAGCCAGACAUUCUACCCGGGCGCACACGUUCAGUUAUUGAAAAUUCAAUUUCGUGACUUCCAGACAUUUUCACGGGUAUUAUGUAAAGCAAUUGUCGAUCUGGCAGAAGCCGAUGAAGAUGAUGAUGUUGAUAUUGAGGAUGAUGAGACAGAUGAAGAUGAUGAGGAUGAUGAGCAUAAGGUUGAUAAUUAUGAGAAUGAUGAGACCGAUGAAGAUGAUGAUGAUGUUGAUAAUGAGGAUGAUGAGCAUAAGGUUGAUAAUGAGGAUUAUAAGCAUACGAAAAUUUUUAUAGUUCUGGUCUCGACUGCAGCAAUUAAAGUUGGAUUCAAAGACCUGCUGAAGAAGAUGGAGGAUCAUAUUAGUCGUCUGCCAGUUGUAUUACAAGUAUUGAAAUAUACUGAUGCAUUGAAAUUUAAUGAUGCUAUGCGUUCAAUUUCAUUUUUGUAUCUCGCCAUUCUGAAUGAAUUGAACAGCAUGUCUCAGCUGGAGGAGGUCACCAAAGAUGUAGUUCGGCAGCUGGUGAAGGGUGGCAAAGAUAAAUUUCGGCAGGUAUUAGAGGAUCAUAAGAAUUCACUGCAACUGAUGAUUAAAAACAUUACAAGGAAAGAUGAUUAUGAUUGGCUUUUUGAGCACAGUGAUGUGCUUGAUUCUGAAUCCAUGAUACAUUUACUCAUGAUGAAGAUGAUCCCUGACGAAAAAUUACACGACGAAGAGCUCUAUAAUCCUCUUAUUCGCUGGUCUAAAAAUCUAGACGUAAAGCUGUAUAAGAAAUUCAAAAAGAAGGAUCUUACAGAUCCUCAAGUAUUGCAGGAUUGGUUAUGCAAGUUGUGCCAAAUUCUACUCAAACCACAAAAUCUUCUUUUCCUGGCGUGCCCAAAUGAUCCUACAAAAUUAUAUCCUAAUCCUGAAUUGGAGCCACACCCAUUACACUGGGAUUGUUUUGAAAAUUGUGGUAAGGCGAUUGCAUUGGCAUUGGUGCAUGAAGUACACGUAGGUGUUGCUCUUCAUCGUGUCUUUCUUUUGCAACUGGCUGGAAAGUAUAUUUCUGUAGAAGACGUAAGGGAUGCAGAUCCAUCUUUUUACAAUAACAAGGCCAAUAAGGAACCAUUUCCCGAUGAUGAUCAAAUUCAGAAUGAAUUUAUCAAGUCAAUAUCAGAACAGAUACGCUUUUUCAAAAAUGGCUUUGAUAGUGUUUUUGGAAAAUCAAUCUUCCAACAGCUUUCUGAUAAUGGAAUAGAGCCUGAUGACCUUAACCUAGUUCUAAAAGGAAGCAUAGAACUUGAAUUUAAUUCUGAUGAGAAUCUUGACGACAAGCAAAAUGAUCCUUUGAUGCCCCAAGAUGAUGAAAGUGAUCCCCUGACGUACAGGUACUUUGUCAAUUUACAAAAUCUUAAUAUUCCGGAGUGGAAAAAGGGUAAGCGUCUCGGAGAGGGAAAAUUUGGAAAAGUGUUUGAAGGAUAUGCUCCUGGUGGUUUCUUUUUUGCCAUAAAAGAAAUAAAGAUUGAACCUGAGGCAAACAUUGAGCAAAUUUAUGAUGAAAUUCGCUUAUUAUGUCAGUUAAGACAUCCAAAUAUAGUCAAAUACUAUAGCAUGGAGAAGCGUGAACGGAAUCUCUAUAUUUUUCUGGAGCUUGUAACUACAGGUUCCCUCCAACGUGUGCAUGAAAAUUUUAAAUUAGAAGAUUCCCAGGUUUCACACUACACCAAGCAGAUACUGCAAGGUCUAAAGUAUCUCCAUGAGCGAAAUGUUGCUCAUAGAGACAUCAAAUGUGCAAAUAUAUUAGUGAAUGAAAAAGGUCGCAUAAAAAUUGCAGAUUUUGGAUUGGCAAAAGUGAUGGAAUUAAACACUCUUAUGAAGUCUUCUUACUGUGGCACACGAGGUUGGAUGGCUCCUGAGGUUGCUAAAUCGGGCAAUCAAUAUGGAUUUAAAGCUGAUAUUUGGAGCCUUGGUUGCACAGUCUUGGAGAUGUUAACAAGGAAACCUCCACACGUGAUGGAAAGUGGGAAAUUGCUAGAUCUCCCUGAUCUUCCAUCAGAGCAUUCACGAGAUUUUAUCAUGAAGUGCUUGAAAGUUAAUCCAGAUGAUCGUCCAUCUGCUGCUGAGCUUUUGCAACAUCCUUUUGUGAAAGGUUUUGGCUUAUAA
Manihot esculenta (cassava) is the source of this 5109-nucleotide messenger RNA. RefSeq lists its product as uncharacterized. The transcript is spliced from 6 exons. NCBI's taxonomy places the organism in Eukaryota, Viridiplantae, Streptophyta, Magnoliopsida, Malpighiales, Euphorbiaceae. Gene Ontology annotation, molecular function: protein kinase activity; nucleic acid binding; protein binding. The record is from RefSeq and is a predicted model, not a curated record. Gene Ontology annotation, biological process: protein phosphorylation; DNA integration. Bases 1 to 5109 code for a protein of 1702 amino acids.